Chaetomium globosum CBS 148.51 is the source of this 2007-nucleotide messenger RNA. RefSeq lists its product as uncharacterized. The coding region runs from base 1 to 2007 and encodes 668 amino acids. The record is from RefSeq and is a predicted model, not a curated record. The transcript has 3 exons. Lineage: Eukaryota; Fungi; Ascomycota; Sordariomycetes; Sordariales; Chaetomiaceae.
AUGGAAAAGCUGCCAGAAACCGAAAAGUAUGCCCCUUUCUCUUACAGCGCGUCAGAGAUGAGCACGCCGGACACUCAGUUCCGACUGCUAGAGCUCUUGCCGCCCAUCGUCGAGCAAGACGAGCUCUCGUGCCGCAUUGUCGUUCGCCAACUGGUGGAAUCAUCGCGGCAAUACAAGGCGCUUUCAUACACUUGGGGCAAUGGAUCCUUGUCGCACUUCGUCGCCAUACUCCCUGAGAAUGGGGGUGAAGGCCAACGAAAGGCCCUGGCCAUCACGGAAUCUCUACACACCGCGCUGGUUCAUCUCCGCCAUCCCAGCGAGCCUGUUUGGUUGUGGAUCGACCAGAUCUGCAUCAACCAGGAGGACCACGCCGAGAAGGGAAAGCAGGUUGGGAUCAUGGGCCCUAUCUACGCCGGCGCUGAGCAGGUGCUGGUAUGGCUGGGCCCGGCAGCGGACGACUCCGAUCUCCUGAUGGAGGCCUGGCAGAGCGUUGGCCAAGCCGCUCGAGACUUCGGCUUAGAAAGCUAUUACACCAAGGAACGAUGGCCUCUGCUAGCCCGCAUCCUCAACGCCGAGGACCCCACGGAUCCAAAAACAGUCGAGUACGGCCACUGGUUCGGCCGACCCUGGUUCCCGCGCGCCUGGACCGUCCAAGAGUUCUUCCUCUGCGAUAACACCCUCUUCGUCUGCGGCACCAAGACCAUCCCCGCCGAGCUCGUCAUGAUGGCCAUCCAAAUCCUACAAUACUCCAUUUCCCGCCUCUACGAAGCCGUCUACAAGCCCGCGGAAGCCUCCCUCCUCCUCCUCAACGAGCUCAACGACGAGCCCACCGGGCGGCUCUUCAGCUGCCGCCAGCGCCGCCGCAAGCACGACCGGCGCGAGCCCGACGCCCCCGGCGACGCCCUGCACGCCCUCAUGCGCAAGCUCUACGUCGAGCACAACACCCAGGCCUGGCUGCACCGCGACCGCGUCUUUUCGCUGCUCGGCCUGGCCGUCGAUGCGCCCCACCUCGCGCUCACGCCGGAUUAUGCGGAGCAGGACUCCCCCGCGGCGGACGCCCGCAUCUUGGCGCGGGCGGCGCGCGCGAUGCUGACGAACCCGGUGACGGGGCGGCUGGAUAUACUGAGCUAUGCGCAGCCGCCGAAGCAUCCGGAUCUGGCGCCGCAUUUGCCGUCGUGGGCGCCGGAUUGGAGGGCGAAUCUAAGGCGGUCGUUUUAUUAUGUCCAUGAGAGCGUGUCGGAGCAUUUGUUUGCGGCGUGCGGAAAAGAGAAUUUGGCUGUGCGGCCGCUGCCUGUUCCGGACGUGGAGGGGAAGAACAGCUCCGUGGUCGGGUUGGGUGGGUUUUGGGUGGAUAGCGUGGCGACGGUGGCCGACGGGUCGGCGUGGAUAGAUAUGUCGUUUGGGGCGGAUCGGUUUGCUUCGUUCUUUGCGCAGGUGGACGGGCUGUUUGAGCGGGGGAUGGCGGAGCAUGCGGAUGUGCCGGAGCUGUAUGGUGGAAACGCGGAGCGCCGGGCGGAGGCGCGAUGGCGUGUGCCGACCGGGGAUCUGUUUUGGACGCGGACCGCGGAUAUGCACCGGUCGGGGGCACCUGAGGCGGAGGUGGCCCAUCGGCAGUGCCAGGAGAUGGUGCGUUUCUUUGGGGAAUGUGAGGGGGUGGUGGAGCCUGAGGAGCAGGCAAAGAAGUUCAAGGAGUUCGAUUGGGAUGGAAAGAGGAAGAGGGGGGAGCUGGGGUCGUUUUAUCAGGAGAGUAUGAGAUAUAUGAUUGGGAAGCGGCCAUUUCUGACGUCGGAGGGGUACCUGGGGAUGGGACCGGAUGAUGUUAAGGAAGGGGAUGUGGUGGUCGUUUUGUGUGGGGGAAGGAUUCCAUUCAUUCUGAGGCCGACAGAGUCAGAGUUGGAGCUGCCUAAGAAGACAAAGCUCUUUGAGUUUGUGGGAGAGGCGUACUGUGACGGCGUGAUGGACGGGGGGGUCGUGGGAAGACCCGGCAUCAUGGUUUGGUUCAGCUGA